Aegilops tauschii subsp. strangulata is the source of this 430-nucleotide messenger RNA. The record is from RefSeq and is a predicted model, not a curated record. Lineage: Eukaryota; Viridiplantae; Streptophyta; Magnoliopsida; Poales; Poaceae.
AUGGCAAGCAGUUGCUUCACUAGCCAGUUCAAGAGAAAGGAGGUUUAUUUGAGAUUAAGGGAGCUGACAGUUUUCAGUUCUUCAUUAAGACUAGGACUAUACACACCAGCCUAUGGAGGCUUCUUUGAAUCUGAUCUUCAAAAGGAAAAGAAGAUAUCUCUGAGAACUCUGAUUGAUCCAUCAGCGGUGGAGAGCUUCGGCGGUGGCAGCAGGGUCUGCAUCAUGGCCAUAGUUUAUCCCGUAGAGGUUGUCGACAACGGGGCCCACAUGUAUGCCUUCAACAACGGCAAUACCACGAUCAGAGCACAUAAAUAGGGAAAAUAUAGCUGCUGAUUUCCUUAACCUCUAGGAUUGAUCAUAUCUUAUAGUUUAUUGUCAGUGUUAGUAGGGAACUGCCCGAGUAUUGCAUAUUUAGUUUGUGCAAGUCUGC